Messenger RNA from Helianthus annuus (common sunflower), 934 nucleotides. RefSeq names its product GDSL esterase/lipase CPRD49. Bases 74 to 742 code for a protein of 222 amino acids. The transcript has 6 exons. Lineage: Eukaryota; Viridiplantae; Streptophyta; Magnoliopsida; Asterales; Asteraceae. The record is from RefSeq and is a predicted model, not a curated record.
UAACAUUUUAUUAUACGCAUACAAACACUUGUUUGGCGGAGUUGUCGUGAAUUUGGGACACUCGAGAGUGACGAUGGUUGGCCCAAGAAGGCCACAGUUCGUGCUAUUCGGCUCCUCAAUCGUUCAAUUUAGCUUUGCGGAACAAGGCUGGGGUGCCAUUCUCGCAGAUAUUUACGCUCGUAAGGCGGACAUAUUUUUGCGAGGCUAUGGUGGUUGGAACUCCAGGCAAGCGGUACAAGUUCUAGAUGAAGUGUUUCCAAAGGAUGAUGCCAUACAACCAUCUCUGGUAAUAGUUUAUUUUGGUGGUAAUGAUUCAGUGCGUCCACGUCCAGAUGGCCUAAGUAGUCAUGUACCUCUUUCCGAGUAUGUUGAAAACAUGAGGAAGAUAUCUAUCCAUCUCAAGAGCCUUUCAGAAAAGACACGCAUAAUAUUUCUUACAGCGCCUCCUGUAAAUGAGGCUCAACUGCUACAAGUUUUGGGUGUUGAUGGUCGCAAAAACGAAUUGUGCCAAAAAUAUGCGGAUGCUUGUGAAAAACUGUGCCAAGAGAUGGGGAUUAAGGCUAUUAAUCUUUGUAACGCAUUUAAGCAGCAUGAUAACUGGAUGGCAACCUGCUUUACAGAUGGGAUGCAUUUAUCACCGAUUGGGAGCAAAAUAGUUGCCAACGAGAUACUAAACGUCCUCAAGGAAGCAGACUGGAAACCGAGUUUAUCUUGGGAAGAUAUGCCUAUGGAGUUUGCUUAGCAUUCAAGAUCCAUUGUUGUCGGUCCUGACAAGAUGGUUUUAAUGUUAUCAUGUAUUGAACAAAGUUUCACGUUGUAUGAUAUCCCUGCAUGUGUUUGAGAUGUUUAGCCACAAGGUUGGUGGUUAUAGUGUGGAGAUAUACCACACCGUAUUUGACUUUAGUUUUCAUAUUUCAUUUAUCUUCAAAAUCAA